Molecule: messenger RNA, 1191 nt
Organism: Pseudozyma hubeiensis SY62
Lineage: Eukaryota; Fungi; Basidiomycota; Ustilaginomycetes; Ustilaginales; Ustilaginaceae
Exons: 1
Coding region: 1-1191 (396 amino acids)
Cellular component (GO): cytoplasm
Molecular function (GO): oxidoreductase activity
Source: RefSeq, a predicted model, not a curated record
AUGUCGGACCGCAAACCCGAAAUUCUCUGCGUAGGCUUCGGAGCCCUCGGAACCAUCUACUCUUUCCUCCUCUCGCGCGGUUCCGCCAACAUCACAGCCGUCGCUCGUUCCAACUACACCACCCUCACAACCACGGGAAUCGACAUUGCUUCCUCGAAAUACGGAGAAUUCACCGGGUGGAAACCGCAUCGAUGCAUUCGAGAGUCGGAACCUUCCGCAGCGCAAGAUAGGUACUACGAUUUCGUGGUGUGUACGUUCAAGAAUGUUCCUGACCACAAAAAGGCGAGUGAGGUGAUCAGACCUUUCUUGAAACCUGGAAAGGGAAGGGGAGAGAAAUUGCCGACGGUGGUGCUGCUUCAGAAUGGGGUGGGGAUUGAGGAGGAGAUCUAUGCGAGUUUGGUGGAGGCGGAAGAAAAGGUGGCGAGUGGUGUGAUCAGUGCGGUGGCUUGGAUCGGUGCGAAUCUGGUGGAUGGGGGAAAGAGGGUAACGCAUGGAUCGCUGGAGAGGUUGGAGAUGGGAACGUAUCCGAUCGAAUCAAGUGCCGAACAGAAGGCGGCAUUGGAAGAAUUCACCUCGAUCUACGUCAAGGGAGGUGGUGGAGGUGAAGCAGUGCAAGACAUCGAAGCGAUCCGUUGGCAAAAGGUUCUCUGGAACGCCGCCUGGGGAGGUCUAUCUACACUAGCCCGAAAACCCGUCUCGGCACUGCUCCAGGAAGAAACACUGCACUACUCGGUCGGCGUCGUCCGCCGUAUCAUGCUGGAGAUCGUCUACGUCGCCAGAGCCUGCGGAAUCGGAGAAGACAGAUUCCCCAUCUCAAGCGUCGACAAGGCGAUCAACAUCACCCUCAUGACCAGUCCCGUACAAGGCGUCAACGAUCCAAAAGGUGGCAAUCUCGCUGCAAGCUUCAAGCCGAGCAUCCUGUUGGAUCUGGAGAACGCAAGACCGAUGGAGUUGGAACCGAUCAUCGGAAACGUGGUGGCAAAGGCGAGGGAGCAUAACGUGGAUACGCCGAGGUUGGAUCUGAUUCUGGCGGCGUUGAAGCCGAACCAGGUAGAGGCGAUCAGGAAGGCUAAUGGAGGAGAGGUGGAGGAGGGAGGUGUGGGCACGACGUUUUCGCAGUUGACGGCGACGAGUAGGGGAAACUGGCCUGCGGGGGCGCCCGUGUCCAAGGAUUCGAGAACCUAUCUCUAG